UCUCUCCCUCCCUCUCUCUCUCUCUCUUUAGAUAGACCAUGUUAUUUCCAUGAAGAACGGAGCAAGAAAACAAAUAUAAGAAAAACCAGGGUUUCUUCCAAAGUUCUCAUUCUAUUUCUUGGAGGAAAAAGGAAACUAAUUAAAUACAAUAUAAAGACGACAUGCAACUCAAUCAGAGUAAACGGAGUCGCAUAUCUAAGCUUUCUGAUACUCUUGAGCUUAAGCAAGAUGAGCUUCCGGUGUGCCCUAAACCUCGUCGGCCUUCGGAGUUCGUCUACCCUCUCAAUUACAUGCAAAGCAAUUCUAGCCAUCAACAAGUGAGCAGUGAGAUUCUUGAGAUGAUAGGGAUAAAGAGUGAUGAGUUGCAUGAGUGCUCAAGUAAUGGUUGCCCACCUUCAUGUUAUUGUGGAUCUCCUCCAACCAGAGUUGACAACCCACAUGUCCAUGAUGUUCACUUUCUUCAACAAGCAAAGCUUCUCCAACAAUAUGCUCAACCUCUCUUGCCAAAGAGACUUGAUUUCUGAACUCUUCUGAUGCUCUAUUAGACUAUUUAAUUAAAUGUUUUAUCUAUAAAAUUAAACAGGUCUUUUAUUUACUCUUUAGUUAAUAUGGCAGUAUAUUAAGGGUUAGUUAAUUAGGUAGUAGAAAGUUAUUAGUAGAUGGGUUUGGAUAUUGCUCUAGUGUGUGGGGGGUUCAAUUUUGUUUUCAAAAGAACUUCUAUGUACAUACAUGAAGCAAUGGUUUCAUAUAUAUUGUGCCCUUU
Molecule: messenger RNA, 763 nt
Organism: Dioscorea cayenensis subsp. rotundata (Guinea yam)
Lineage: Eukaryota; Viridiplantae; Streptophyta; Magnoliopsida; Dioscoreales; Dioscoreaceae
Exons: 4
Coding region: 162-524 (120 amino acids)
Source: RefSeq, a predicted model, not a curated record